AUGCCCAGCAAAACAUCAUUCUCGCGCCCCGACCCCAACGGGAACCCCUCCCGAGUUAUGGUGCCAACGGAUGCUCCGCCUCUUACUGCUGUCGCUCUGAACACAGAUAUCGUGCCGGAGAUCACGGACCACCUGGCGUGGAGGGCAAAAGCGCACCCGUGUGACACGGAUGAACCAGUCACAUCACCCCGAGAGACCUACUCUCCUAUCACUUCCGCUCUUCAUCUCGCGAAUCAAUGCCUCUUUAACUCUCACAGAUGCGUUCACCCCUCCCUCUAUGCCGAGGUGAGCCCCUUCGCCCCGAGUGACCUCGUCUUAUAUGACGCUGCCUACGAUUCAGACUUCCAUACGACUACACAUCACCUUGUCAUCCACGAUAUCAACCUUUCGUAUGUUACGAGCCGCUAUGUUGCCCAGCACCUCGAGUUCUACAAGGCAGAACCUGACGAAGAGACAUUCGAGGAGUGGAACUACCACGCUGACGAGGAGCAAAGCUGGAAUAUGGUCGAGAAGUACUGGCAUCAGGAUGUCAUCAGUGAUUGGUUGUUUACUGCCACCAUGCGGCAGUGUUUCAUGAUGAUCAUCCUGCGUUCAAUCUCUCCUUUUGCGCAGUAG
Molecule: messenger RNA, 615 nt
Organism: Cryptococcus wingfieldii CBS 7118
Lineage: Eukaryota; Fungi; Basidiomycota; Tremellomycetes; Tremellales; Cryptococcaceae
Exons: 3
Coding region: 1-615 (204 amino acids)
Source: RefSeq, a predicted model, not a curated record